Messenger RNA from Rhodamnia argentea, 1010 nucleotides. RefSeq lists its product as uncharacterized. The transcript has 5 exons. The coding region runs from base 201 to 758 and encodes 185 amino acids. NCBI's taxonomy places the organism in Eukaryota, Viridiplantae, Streptophyta, Magnoliopsida, Myrtales, Myrtaceae. Gene Ontology annotation, cellular component: intracellular membrane-bounded organelle. The record is from RefSeq and is a predicted model, not a curated record.
AGUAGAACCGACAGCUCCAGGGGAUGACACAGGUUCCUCAAGAUUGAAAGCAAACGUGUCUGCAAGCUAGCUAGCUAUGAAGCAACCUCACGAUUCGAAGAGAGCUUGAAGUGCGAAUCUCUGCGCGACCGAAUUCGAUUGGGAGAGCUCGGGUUCAAGCUUUGCAUUCGCGUCUGAUUCUCGAGGGAUCGGGAGAGUAGAUGACGAUGAUGAUUCCGGGAAGUGGACUGAUGCCUUGGUUGCACGGCAAGGUCGUCGAUCCCCUUCUCCAGAUCCUCCGCAAGGGUGCAGAACCAAAGCAACUGGCAUUUUCUUCGGCUCUUGGCAUUACUCUCGGCGUGUUUCCAAUUUGCGGUGUCACGGUGUUUCUUUGUGGGGUGGCCAUUGCCUUGCUUGGAUCUCGAUGUCAUUCCCCAAGUGUGAUGCUGUUUAAUUUCUUGGCUACUCCUUUAGAAUUGAGUCUGGUGGUUCCGUUUCUGCGCUUUGGCGAGUUCAUAUUAGGUGGGCCUCAUUUUCCACUUACAACUGAUGCCUUGAAGAAGGUGCUAAUGGGUCAAGCAUCUCGUGAAGUCUUACUGAGUAUAUGUCAUGCGUUAUUGGGAUGGCUUGUUGCUGCGCCUUUUAUUUUCGCCUUCCUCUGUGUAUUAUCUCUACCAUGUUUCAACCUUUUGGUAAGCAAGUUCAAAUCUGGUUCAUCAAGCCCUAAAAAGACCGUCCGUUCGCCAAGAGAUGUCAGUAUAAAGGUAAGAGAUGUCUGACAGCCGAUAACUCUUGCAACCCUUGUGUAUAUAGGACUAUUUUCAGCUUUGUAUAAUGCUCUGCUGCCGUCUUAUUGAAUGCUGGUGCUGGGGCACCGUGUGGGUCAGAGAGCAACCUGUGAAUGUUAUGAUCACGGUGAGAAAUGGGUCGAAGUCUCUAACUGGAUAUGUCAUCCACUUGAAUGUGCAGGGGAUUCAAUGUAAUUUGUUCAUUCAUGGUUAUAUGAAAUUCAUUCUGCCGUAUUGGUAUCG